This is a messenger RNA of Funneliformis geosporum, 1119 nucleotides long. Lineage: Eukaryota; Fungi; Glomeromycota; Glomeromycetes; Glomerales; Glomeraceae. The record is from the annotation of a GenBank genome assembly.
AUGAUUGAAAAUAUUCAAAAUAUAUACAUUCGAAAUAUUGAAACGAGAGAUACACCAAAACUACAUACAGUUUAUAGGGUAGAGGUGAAUGCAGCAGUUAGAACUUGGUCGGUUUGGAAACGGUAUAGUGAAUUUGAUGAAUUAAAUGACAAACUUAUAAGACUUUUCCCGAGUAAUCCACCACCAUAUGAAAUGCCCGCCAAACAUUAUUUUCAGUCUACCCUUGGUAACCCGGUAUUGGUAGAGGAAAGGCGUAGAGGCUUGGAAGAUUAUUUAAGGGGAAUACUUUUUCAUAAAGAUGAUCGUUGGAGAGAGACCGAUGAAUGGAGAGAAUUCUUAGCCAUACCAACAGGUCGACCGCUUGACCCUGCUUCAAAUUAUACUUCAGAAAGUUGGCUUGACGAGUAUAAUAAUAUUCAAGCCAAAGCUAAAGAAAUCAGGUCACUUUUAAAUAAACGCGAAACUCACAUUGCACGUAAUGAAGUACAGUUGUCACAUAAUUUUAAUUUGCAGGCAAAGAAAAAUUUGACGUAUCUUGGAGUGCGCGUGUCACAACUUGAUUCAGGACUUAGAGGUCUUGCAGAAGGAAAUGGGAAAGAUGGGAAAGUUAUGUCAGAAGGAGAAUUGAGGAGACGACAAGAUAUGUUGACAGAAAUUAAAGAAGAAAAAGAUACUUUGACAAAACUUGUAUUGACGACAAGAACUGAUAUUAGUAAAGCGGCCACACCAGCAAGUUCAGUGGAUCGAUCAGCAUUAUUCCGACAACCUAUUAAUAGAGUAAUGGUUGGUAACAAUAAUGGAAUUCCUUCAAAAGUAUCACCGGUAACGCCAUCAAGAAGGGUUUUUGGUAAUAAUCGAUCUACCAUGCCAACAGAAACAGAACAAACUCGUGGAUUAGAUAAUGAUGGAUUAGUUAAUUUACAAAAACAAACUAUGGAAGAUCAAGACCAUCAUGUUGAACAGUUUAGCGCUAUAUUAAGUAGACAUAAACAUAUUGGUUUAGCUAUAGGUCAAGAAUUAGACUAUCAAAAUCAACUGUUAACUGAAUUGGAUGGAGAUCUCGAGAGAACUUCUGAUAAAUUAAAAUUCACCUCGAGAAAAAUGAAUUCAAUUAAAUAA